AAUUCAUGUGUUAAAGUGGGGCAAUGAUCUGAGUAUUAAUUACAGACUUACUAAGUUGUUUCUGGAAUCGGAAAUAUUUAAAAAGAAUAUAUUCGAGGUCUAUUUUCAACCCCUUGAUCCAAAUAUGGGCGACAAAGUUGCUGUUAUCUUUGGUUUUGGUCUCAACGUUGGAGUCGACGUUGCGCAAGCCUUCGCAGUGCAAGGCUACAAAGUUGCCGUGGUUUCACGCUCAGACAAACAUGCGGGCGGCAUAGAGGGAUACCUUCGGAUUCAAGAGGACCUCAGAGACCCGUCUUCUGUUGAAGUUGUAUUUGCUGCAGUUGUCAAAGAACUUGGCCAUCCAAGCGUCGUGGUCUAUAAUGCUUCUGCUAUCAGCAUGAAUCCGUCAACCACUCUCGAUCAGCAAAUUUCCGCUUUUCAAUCAGACAACAAUAUCAAUAUUGUUUCUGCCUAUAUCGCGGCGCACUUAGCUAUAAAAUCCUUCGCUUUGCUACCCCAAAGCUCGUCCAGAACGUUCAUUUAUACUGGUAACAAGCUUCCUUUUAUGGUUGUACGCCCGCUGUUAGCCCAAGGAGUGGGCAAAGCAGGCGCUGCUCAUUUAAUUCACUAUUUAGCAGAAGAAUAUAAAGACCAGGGUUACAAAUUUUACUUCGCUGAUGAGCGUACACCAGAUGGAGACCCGGUUUAUUCUGCGAUUGAUGGCCCUGCCCAUGCUGAGUUCUAUACUCAGCUGAUUGAGGGCAAUACCCGGGCUCCUUGGAAUGCUACCUUUGUCAAGGGACAAGGCUAUGUUGCCUUUCCUGAGAAGAUAGUUCACGAUGCUGUCGUUAUGGAUUUGGAAUUACCUAAUAUUGUGUGAGGAUAAUUCGAGAUCCAGUCGUUCUCGAAUUUGCUUGACCGAUACGGAGGAGGUAUUCAUGAGUUUUGUCCUACGCUAGUAACGCC
Pseudogymnoascus verrucosus is the source of this 945-nucleotide messenger RNA. RefSeq lists its product as uncharacterized. The transcript has 4 exons. NCBI's taxonomy places the organism in Eukaryota, Fungi, Ascomycota, Leotiomycetes, Thelebolales, Thelebolaceae. The coding region runs from base 125 to 859 and encodes 244 amino acids. The record is from RefSeq and is a predicted model, not a curated record.